AAGCAAAAAAGUUUCUUUAUUUAUUUGAUAAUUAUUCGUUACGCGGUAAUUAACGCGAUGCAAGUGCAGCAGGAACGUGGUAAUGAACGUUUUUGCCACUGAGCUGCGCGCGUCGGCCGUCCAGAAAGUGCAGAAAUCGCGCGAAGUGUGCGAAAUCCGUCCAAGAGCAGAAAAGUGCCAAGAAUAGCUGCAAUGGAAACAGCGAUGGAUGUGGUGUGUGUAAUGGAUACGGCGGUGGGCGACCAUCUGGAUGACCGCCAAUGUGCGCUGGAGGAGAUAAAGCAGGCGGUGCAGUCGGCGGGCGCCAACUUUCAGCGGGUUCAGUUCGAGCGCCUGGACUUCGGUGAGACGAAUGUGCUGGAGACGUUCUACAACGCCGAUGUGGCCAUCAUUGACCUGAGCAUCCUCACCCAGCAGCGACCGCUCUCCUAUCACUACGGCGUGAGGGAGAGCUUCGGGAUGAAGGAGAACAUCCUCACCUACAACGACAUCGAUUCGAAGCAGACGCUCAGUCUCAAGGUGCUUUCGGAAGUGUUUACCUGGCCAGGCGUGCCUGACUAAGCAUCUGCGGGCGUGAUCGGGAAUCCGCUUCCGAUAAGAUAAAUGCUACGACCAGCAACAGCGUGGACUCCUGGACUAGUUGCUCUUGCUGAUCUUUUU
Molecule: messenger RNA, 660 nt
Organism: Drosophila sechellia
Lineage: Eukaryota; Metazoa; Arthropoda; Insecta; Diptera; Drosophilidae
Product: mitogen-activated protein kinase kinase kinase 15-like
Exons: 2
Coding region: 193-561 (122 amino acids)
Molecular function (GO): protein kinase activity
Source: RefSeq, a predicted model, not a curated record